Messenger RNA from Xenopus laevis (African clawed frog), 2570 nucleotides. Its product is annotated as meprin A subunit beta. Lineage: Eukaryota; Metazoa; Chordata; Amphibia; Anura; Pipidae. The transcript is spliced from 16 exons. The record is from RefSeq and is a predicted model, not a curated record. The coding region runs from base 1 to 2298 and encodes 765 amino acids.
AUGAGCGCAUGCCAAGAAGCUUACCUUGGUUGCCUGCUUGCUCGCCCUAGUAAAAAUGGCAUCUCCUAUCCCCUCAGCCAUGAUACUCCAGAGAGUGCAGUAGUGCGCUGCUUCACAGAGCCUCUUCAAGAUAAUGCUGCAAUUGAUGUAGAUGGAGGAAAAAACUUGGACAUUUUUGACAUCAAUAUAGGUGCAGGACUGGAUCUGUUUGAGGGAGACAUCAUAUUGGCUGAUACAAACCAAAGGAACUCAAUCAUUGGAGAUCAAUAUAGGUGGCCAAUACCUGUUCCAUAUUUUUUAGAGGACAGCUUAGAAAUCAAUGCAAAAGCACUAGUUCUAGAAGCAUUUGAACGUUAUCGACUGAAAACCUGUAUUGACUUUAAAGCGUGGGAAGGUGAACCUAAUUAUAUCUCUGUCUUUAGAGACAACGGCUGCUAUUCUUAUGUUGGGAAUUUACGACGAGGAAAGCAACAACUCUCAUUGGGAACCAACUGUGAUCGCAUAGCCACAAUUCAACACGAGUUCCUUCAUGCUCUGGGAUUCUGGCAUGAACAAUCCCGUUCUGACAGGGAUGACUAUGUCACUAUUGUGUGGGACAGGAUUCUGCCAGGAAGGGAGCACAACUUCAAUGCGUAUGAUGAUACACGAUCAGACUCCUUAAACGUGCCAUAUGACUACUCUUCUGUCAUGCACUAUAGCAAAACAGCCUUCCAGAGUGGGACGGAACCAACUAUUGUCACCAAGAUUGCUGCUUUCAGUGAUGUGAUUGGACAGCGGAUGGAUUUUAGCGACUAUGAUCUCGAGAAACUGAAUCAAUUGUACAACUGCUCCUCCAGCAUUACCUUUAUGGACACAUGUACCUUUGAGUACAAUAAUAUCUGUGGCAUGAUACAAGGUACAGGAGAUAAUGGUGACUGGAAUCAUAUUCUUCACAGCGCAGAUGGGCCCAGUAAUGAUCACACUCACCUAGGGAACUGCAAAGACAGCGGUUAUUACAUGCACUUCAGCACCAGUACAGGUAAUGCUGGGGAAACGGCUCUGCUGGAAAGCAGACUAUUCUAUCCAAAUAGGGGAUUUCAAUGUCUGGAGUUCUUCUAUUAUUACAAUGGAAAUGAGAAUGAUGCACUGAAUAUCUGGAUUAGAGAAUACACAGAAGCCUCUCCCAACGGAACUCUGACAUUCAUCACCAGCAUUAAGGGAAAUCCGGCAGAAUAUUGGCAGCUCCAUCAUGUUUCUUUAAAUGUAAAGAACAAAUUCCGUGUUGUGUUUGAGGGAGUUAAAGGAAAUGGACCGAGCAACGGCGGGUUUGCCAUAGACGACAUUAACUUGUCGGAAGCGCUUUGUCCUCACUAUAUUUGGCACAUCAGGAAUUUUACACAGUCCAUACAAGCGAAUGGAAAAAUGUUCAGCCCCCCAUUGUAUUCCAAGGAUGGUUAUGCAUAUCAAGUACAAGUCCUACACAAUGGUCCAGCGGACAAGCCGUAUGAUCUUGGAAUAUAUUUCCACCUGAUAUCAGGAGCUAAUGAUGAUACACUACAAUGGCCAUGUUCUUUAAGACAGGCAAAAAUGGAGCUUAUGGAUCAGAAUCCGGAUAUCCGAAAGCGCAUGUCAAAUCUGAGAAGCAUCACAACAGAUCCUACACAGGUGUCAAACAAUGGUGGCUUAUUCUGGGACAGACCAGAAAAAGUUGGAACGAGUACCACUUUCCCUAAUGGAACUGAAUACUUCCGUGGGCCUGGAUAUGGAACCUCUGCAUUCAUCAGCCAUGACAGACUUCUCAGCAGAGACUUUUUAAAGGGAGGCGAUGCUUAUUUUCGGUUCUCUUUUGAGGAUGUUUCACAUCUAAAUGCAACUCAGCCAACUCCUGUUCCAACCACUACCACAAAGCCCCCAAUAACCAAUAUUCCUACCACAACGAAACCUCAGCAAACUCCUGUUCCCACCACCACUACAAAGCCCCCAAUAACAAAUAUUCCUAAUCCAACGAAACCUGAUCCAGAUGUUCCGAAGGAAUGUGAAGGUUUUGUGUGUGAAAAUGAGGGGGUCUGCGUCCUUGAGAAUGCAAAGGCGGUAUGCAGGUGCAAGGUUUCAAAAGACUGGUGGUAUGUUGGAGAGAAAUGUGAAAGGAAAGUCUCAAGCCAAGACACACUUGUGAUAGCAGUCUCCUCUUCAGUGACCAUAUUUGCCGUUAUGCUGAUUAUCACACUCACAAGUGUAUUUUGCUUGAAAAAGAAACACAAGAAGCAACUAGCAAACACUGGAAAAGCUCAAACUACUGAAAAUGCCUAUGCAUUCUAAGAGCAUGAGGUUUUUGUGAAAUCAUCAAGAAAGAAAUACUGCACAACGUACUGGCAUUACAACAGCAACUUUCUCACUGCCUAUGGAAAAGGAUCAUUUGAAAAUCAAGUUAAUUGACUUAUGUAUAUAAGUGGUAUAGGAACACUCAAUAUGGGCUGUAAUGGGCAUUGCUAACAUCAGUUUAACAACUUUGUGUGGAAGUUUUACCUGAUAUCCCCAGGCCAUAUAACCCAUGAAAAGUAUAUUAAACAAAUAAAGCCAUUGUAAAUGUG